AUGUCGAAGCAACUUCCUCCCGGCGUCGUGGCCUUUGGCCCCGACUCAAGCUGCACACUCGACAACUGUCCCAUCGAAUGGAGCAUCUACGGCUUCCGGCCCUCGCUGGCCGCCAACGCCACCCUCCUAGGCCUGUUCAUCUUACUCGGCCUUGUCCACGGAUAUCUCGGUGCCAGAUGGAGAACCUGGGGCUACAUGGCCGGCAUGAUCCUGGGGUGCGUGAGCGAAAGCAUUGGCUACGUCGGCCGAAUCAUGCUCUACAACGACCCCUUCUCCUUUGUCGGCUUCAUGAUUCAAAUCGUCUGCCUCACCAUCGCACCCGUCUUCUUCACCGCGUCCAUCUACGUGACGCUCUCCAAGACAAUCACCUACUUCGCGCCCGACCUGUCCCGGUUCAACCCGCAGCUGUUCUACUGGAUCUUCAUCCCCUUUGACGUCGUCUGCCUCGUCCUCCAGGCCGCCGGCGGCGCCAUGUCGACCAACUCGAGCGGCGACAAUAGGCUCGGCGUCGACAUCUCCAUGGCCGGCCUGGCACUGCAGGUCAUCGUCCUGACUGCCUUUGUCGCCUGCUUCCUCGACUACAUGUCUCGGUACAUGCGGUCCGGCCGCGCCAGAAGCUUCGGCUGGCGCCUCAACACCUUCUUCGUCGGCCUGGCCACGUCCAUCCUCCUCAUCCUUGGCCGGUGCGCGUUCCGCGUCGCCGAGUUGAAGGACGGCUACGACGGCAGCCUGAUCCGCGAGGAAGUCCCGUUCAUCGUUCUCGAGGGCGUCUUCAUCGUCCUUGCCACCACGGCGCUGUGCUUCGGCCACCCCGGUCUGCUGUUUGAUCGACGCGAGGCCAGGAAGGACUCGCACAGCGAGGAGAGCGGCACCAGCACCCCCGAGCGAAAGUGA
Messenger RNA from Metarhizium album ARSEF 1941, 894 nucleotides. RefSeq names its product RTA1 like protein family. NCBI's taxonomy places the organism in Eukaryota, Fungi, Ascomycota, Sordariomycetes, Hypocreales, Clavicipitaceae. The record is from RefSeq and is a predicted model, not a curated record. The transcript is spliced from 2 exons. Gene Ontology annotation, cellular component: fungal-type vacuole; plasma membrane. The coding region runs from base 1 to 894 and encodes 297 amino acids.